UUGCGAGCGGGAGAUUUCCGGAGCUGAGGAGGCCUCAGAGCCAGGCGGGAUGGGCGGCGCGCGGGAGCGGGAGAUCCGCCAGCUGCAAAAGGACAAGGAGAAAGCCCAGCGGAAGGGAGACCUGAAGGAAGAGGCCGCCUUGUGUAACCAGCUGGGAAGCAUCUUGGCGCGUCAUGGGCAAUUCCAAGAAGCGCUGGAGGAGCACCGCUUGGAGCUGCGCCUGCUGGAAGGCCUGGGGGACAUCAUUGGUUGCGCCGUUGCCCACCGGAAGAUCGGAGAGUGCUUGGCAGAGCUGGAAAGCUAUGAAGCCGCCCUGAAGCACCAGCGUCGGCACCUGGAUUUGGCCCGCUCCGUCUCCAGCGACAUUGAGCAGCAGAGAGCCUGGGCCACCAUUGGCAGGACCUACAUGUUCAUGGCCGAGGGCCAGCAGUCAAGCAGCGCCCUGGAAGAAGCGGAAAAGGCCUUCAUGAAGAGCCUGGUCAUCGUGGAGGAGAAGUUGGAAGGGGAAGUCUCCCAGCGGGAGGUGAGCGAGAUGCGGGCCCGGCUCUACCUCAACCUCGGCUUGGUGUACGACGGCCUGAAGGACCCCGCCAAGCACACCUAUUACAUCAAGAAGAGUAUCUACAUCUCAGAGCAGACCCAGCUGCUGGAGGACCUGUACCGGGCCUACUACAACAUGGGCAACAUCCACCUGCGGGAGGGCCAGCAUUCCAAGGCCAUGCGUUGCCUGGAGCGGGCGCGGGAGUGUGCCUGCAAGAUGAAGGAGAAGCACAUGGAGAGCGAAUGCUGCGCUGGGAUUGCACAAGUGCUGCUGAGCUUGGGGGACUUUGUGGCGGCCAAGCGGUCCCUGAAGAAGGCCUACCGGAUGGGCUCCCAGCAGCCCCAGCAGCGAGAGAGCGUCUGCCACAACCUGCGCUACGUCUCCAAGGUGAGUCGCCUGCAGCAGGCCCUGGAAGAAGCGGAGACAUCCUGCGACCGGGGGGCGGCUCUGGCCCUGAGUGAGCAGCUGGGAGACCUCUUCUCCAAGGCGGGGGAUUACCAGCGCUCCCUGGAGGCCUACAAGAAGCAGCUGGGCUAUGCUCAGGCCCUGAAGCGGCCGCCCCACGAACUGGCCGUGAUCCACGUUUCUUUGGCGGCCACAUUUGGGGACCUGAAAGACCACGCACAGGCUCUGCAUCACUACCAGGAGGAACUAUCCCUGCGGAAGGGGAACCCCUUGGAGGAAGGGAAGACGUGGCUGAGCAUUGCUCUGGCCAAGGAGGAGGCCAAAGAAAGCUACGAGGAGCUGGAGCCCUGCUUCCAAAAGGCCCUGCAAUACGCCGAGAAGGCCUUUGACCCCAGGCUGCAGCAUCAGAUCCUGCAGCACUUGCAUGCUUGUCAGCAGAGAGCGGGGCGCCCCGAAGCAACAGACACAAUGGAGAGGCUGCAGGACCUCCGGCACAUGGAGGGCUGGCGUUCCGAUGGGGAGAUCAGCGAGGAGGAGGAAGAGGAGGAAAGCAGCGAGCCCCUCGUAGAAAGCGACCUGGAGCUUUCCGAUAGCGAUGGGGAGGAGGAAGAGGAGGACCUGGAAGGCUACAACAAAACAGUCCCUGGCCAGCGCAGGACCCAAAAGUGGAACCAGCGCAAUGACAAAGGCGAGACGUUGCUCCAUCGCGCCUGCAUUGAUGGGAACCUGCGCCGUGUGCAGUUCUUUGUGGAGAAGGGCCACCCUCUGAACCCCCGGGAUUAUUGUGGCUGGACCCCAUUGCAUGAGGCCUGCAACCAUGGGCACCUGGAGAUUGUGCGCCUGCUUCUGGACCACGGGGCGGCCGUCGACGAUGCCGGUGGCCCUGGCUGCGAGGGCAUCACGCCCCUCCAUGACGCCCUCAACUGCGGCCAUUUUGACGUGGCCGAGAUGCUGGUCGAAAGGGGAGCCUCGGCGCUGCUGCGUGAUGGCAAGGGCCAGACCCCGCUGGACACUCUGCAUCAGUGGAUGCAUCUCUACGGCCGGGACCUUGACCAAGAGACCCGGGAGCGAUGCAGAGCCAUGGAGGGGCUGCUCAAGAAAGCCAUGGCCGGGCGAGCCUCUAAGCCUCAGGUCCAGCGGGAGCCGCCCUCCAGCCAGCUCUUCGAUGCUGAAUUUUCGGAGUCUCAAGGUUCCAGUCCUCAAGGUUUGGCCAGGACUGCAACCAGCCCGAGACGGAGCCAGGCGGACCCCGAGGCGGAUGAGGACUGCAUGGUCCCCCUUCGCCCUGUCAAGAAGCGGCAGCGGCUGCUCAGCCAGAGACUCACGAGAGAAGAGGGGGAGCCGAUAUCCGCGGCGCCUUCUGAAUAUGCGGCGGCCAUGCGAGGGGUGGGCAGCGCCCUCUCCCGGGGUCCGCCAGGUUCUGAUCGCCCCGCCAAACCCUCCCCUGCCCCAGCACUCAUUCCGACAGAAGAAUACGUGGAUGACGACUGGCUGGAAGACGACCUGGGAGUGAAUGCCGUCUCACGCAAACGCGGCCGGCAGAGUCCAUUGGGCUCUGCCUGCGAGGAAAUCCUUGAGGAGGAAGAGGAGGAGGGCGAGAGCGACGUCGGACCCCCUUGUGCGGCCCCCAAGGCCCCCAGGAAGAGGAGGAAAGCCAGGCAAGCGCGCCUCACCCUGAUGGUGGGCAGGACACCCGUGGGGAGGGUCCGGGGGGUCAACGUGGUGGGCAGCACAGACACAACGGCCGGCACUUCGCACAGCCAAGUAGAGAGGGUGCAAUCCGGAGGAGAAAGCCUACCAUCUGCAUUUGCGCCGGCCUCCACGAAAUGUCCCACGGUGGGAUUCCUUCUGCAGCCCGGUCCCUCACCUUGUCUUCUCUCUCCGCAGGUCCCGGCUCCCCCGCCUCCAAUCCGAGUGCGGGUUCGGGUGCAAGACAACAUCUUCUUGAUUCCUGUGCCACACGGCGACCACGAGGGCCGCCCGGUGUCCUGGCUGGCGGAGCAGGCCUCCCAGCGCUACUACCAGGCUUGCGGGCUCCUUCCGCUCCUGACCCUGAAGAAAGAGGGGGCCCUCCUCGCCCCCCAGGACCGCAUUGUGGACGUCUUGCAAAGCAACGAGGAGGUUUUGGCUGAAGUUCAGUCAUGGAACCUGCCUCCCUUGGUGGAGAGGUACCGUAAGGCCUGCCGGAGCCUGGCUGCAGAGGAGCACCGCCUGCUUCUGCAGAUGCUGGAGCGCCAGGAGUCGGGCCCCUCCUUCAGUGUGGCUGGCGUGUCCCUGGGGCCCCCCCGCCUGACCCCUCUCCUCCGGGCCCUUAAGCUGCAGGCCUCCAUCCGCCAGCUGUGCCUCUCCGGGACGGGCCUCGGGGACGACUCGGCCGAAGAGCUCUUGGCCACCAUCAGCACCAUGCCGGCCCUGAGGCAGCUGGACCUCUCCUCCAACCGGCUGGGCCCCGAGGGGCUUCGCAAGCUCACCGCAGGACCCUCCGGCCACACUGUUUUUCAGACCCUGGAGGAGCUGGACCUGAGCCUGAACCCUUUGGGCGAGCACAGUGGCCCUUCCUUGGCCGCCUUGGUCCAGGCCUCUCCCCUCCUGAAGACCCUCCGACUGCAGGCCUGUGGCCUCACCACCACCUCCUUGCAGCACCCCCAACCCCUGCUGGGCCUGGCCCUCAAAGGGGCCCUGCAGCUGAGGAGCCUGUCCCUGUCGCACAACGCUCUGGGCUGGGCAGGGCUGGAGCUCCUCCUGAAGAGCCUGCCUUGCCAGACGCUCUCCCGCCUGGAGCUGGCCUCCGUGGGCAGAAGGACGGCCGAGCAGAAGCCCCUCGGGAAGGCCCUGGCUGCUUACCUGGCCCAGGAAGGUUGUGCUCUCCGCCACCUGACCUUCUCUGGGAACCGACUGAAUGACGAUGCCGUCGCAGAGCUGGCCAGGUGCCUCCCUUGCUGCCCUGCCUUGGUCUCCCUGGACUUGUCCGCAAACCCCGAGGUUGGCCUCGUCAGCCUCCGGACGCUGCUCCUGGCCCUGGAGGAGAGGCAGGCUGGCCUCCAGCUCCUCAACUUGGCAGGCUGUGCCACGAAGGGCCCCGUGGACUCUGCUUCCUGGACCAAGCUCUCGUCCAGUGUCCGCCACUUGCAGCUCUGCAGCCGCCACUUGAGCCGGAGUGACCUGCGGGAGCCGCCCGAGCUGUGUCCAGGGACCGAGGGCAGCGCCUUCGUCUGCAUCACGCGGCACAACAAGCUCUUCUACCACUGCCCGUGACAGCCCUGGCCGGAUCCAAGAACCGCUUGGACAUGAACCAAAACCCCAAUUCUGGCCACGUAUGGGUGGAGUGGUCAGCGAGAGGGAGGGAGAGGCCUCAGGCCACUUCACCCAAUCCUGAAUCGUCCAGGGUGAUUGAUCCAGGAAAGAGAUCAGCAGAGAGAUGCCUCUUCCGAUGGCGAAAGCCCAGCAAGACCCGCUUCCUUCCCCCUUUGAACUCUGAGAGAGGCUGGGAUUGUACUUUCAACUGGGGCAGGAUUCUGUCCUCUUACCUUGUUGUCUUCGUGCUUCUGUAUCCCUCCAUAUUUAUUGAAUCUGACCCUUCCUUGCAACCUCAGCCAUCGCCUCUCUCUCUCUAGCUUUGCUGUAGAUGGAUUAUAGCAGAAGAGAGAAUGAUGGGACUCUUGACGUGAACUUUUCCUGCUUCUUCGACGAAGAAAAUAUCAUGCUGAAAGGAGAGACUCGCUGGAGCUUUGGUCUGUGCCUUUCCCUUGUUUGGGAAGGAAUAAAAUGCACCUCACGCCUCUCCUUUGCCUGGUAGAAAGAGGAUUUAUUUGCUUUGGCCCA
Messenger RNA from Anolis sagrei ordinatus, 4768 nucleotides. NCBI's taxonomy places the organism in Eukaryota, Metazoa, Chordata, Lepidosauria, Squamata, Anolidae. The record is from RefSeq and is a predicted model, not a curated record.